This is a messenger RNA of Arabidopsis lyrata subsp. lyrata, 1182 nucleotides long. Its product is annotated as pescadillo homolog. The record is from RefSeq and is a predicted model, not a curated record. Lineage: Eukaryota; Viridiplantae; Streptophyta; Magnoliopsida; Brassicales; Brassicaceae.
UCGCAGUCUAAAAUACAAAAUGACCUAAAUACCCCUAUCUAAUUUGGAAAAUUACACCAAAAAACCUAAACCUACUUCUCAUCAUUCAUUCCACGACAGAGACUCAGAGAGCCAUCCUUCGACAACGUGAGAAGAGAAACGAGAUCCUUCGCACCGAAGCUGGAUCUCUUCGCAGCUGGAUCUCUCCGCCGGAUCUCUCGCCGGAAUCCACUCCUCUUUGAUCUUCUCACUCCACUCCACUCCUCUUUGAUCUCUCCGCCGGCUGUCUUCUUCUCUCUCGUGCGUGGGUUUAGGUGUUACGAUUGAAUUAGCUGCGACCAUUGUUUGAGAGGUGUUACGGAUUGAAAUCGCUGCAACCACUGUUUGAGAGAUGUUUUUGAAAACGUAUGACUAGCGAGAGUGCUACAUCUCCGGCGAUUCGGCCUCCGCAGGUGGAGCAGCCACCGCCGCAUGAGAUUCCAGUCAUCUCUGAACUCAUUUCCGCCGCUCCUCCCUCUCCGGCGCCACAAAUUACGAUGAUGGAUAUUGUGAAUAGCAACGGAAUUUUAACAGAUCAAUUGGUUGACGAAGAACCAUCUUUUUACAAGUAUCUGGAUAGCGAUGAGUAUGCUGAGAAGUAUCGAAGAUACGAAGCUGACUUUAGGAAGUAUCUCAUGGAUAAGCACUUCUCUCAAGUGGAUGAAUAUGAGGAGACAACAACAAUUGAUGGUGAAACCAUUUGUUCAAGCGUGUGGCCUUGUGCACGUUGGUAUGCAGACCCGGAUGCUUCGUUUCUAGACCCGCCACAAUGCAUCGAAGAAGAAGAAGAUGAAGUAGAAGAAAUGGAAGAAGUAGAAGAGGUUGAAGAAGAAGUUGAAGUAGGAGAAGUAGAAGAAGUAGAAGAAGAACAAGAAGAGGUCAUUGAUUCAGUUGCAGAGAUACCCAAUGGUGAAAUCCCCAAUGGAGGUACUGUCUUAGAGGACACUUGUGAUGUUGGCAAGAAACCAGAUAUGCCCAUUUAGUUUUUUUGUUCUGUUUUUGGUGUUAACAAUGUUUGUUGAACCUUUUGCUUAAGUUGAUUUGCUUCUUUAGACCAAUCAUGUGAAACAAGUAGAUAUUUAACAAUAAUAGCUACUGCAUUGUUGUUAUCCAUUAUCUACAUACAAAUUCAAGUGAUUGCUAGUGUAGUAGUCACUAGUCACA